AUGGACACCACAGCUCCCACAAAUCCUGCAGGUGUGCCUAUCUCCGAACUAGGUGAUGACGACACGGAGUCCGCCCGCUCGAGAUCGAAUCUGGGCGCAGAGCUUCCGGUUGUCACCGCCCGGGAGGGUCGGGUAGCUCUCACUGAGCAGACGCUACGUUCGCAUGUUGGGUCCCUUGGACCUCAACCAGCAUACGUGCCAUCACGAGCGUCGCUGACACAUCAGCCCUCACCCACAGUCGUAGGCUAUUCUCCGGUGCCUCCAUCGCACACCUCCGUUCCAACUGUCGUGAAUCAGUUGUAUCAGCAUCAGCAAAACGUUCUGAUCAGUGCGGAUCCUGCACUGAUUAUGGACACAGCAAAUGCAAGACAUGCUGAAGCCGUUCGCAACAUCCAAAGCGAAAACAGGGAGCAAAUUCUCGCUUUGGAAACAGGUGCCAUGAGUCAAGUCGCUCAGCUGAGGCUUGAGCAUGCACAGUUGCAGUCAAAAGCCAGAGCCUUUGAAGAACAGGCUAAUCAAAACAUCCAUGCUGGUCGGCAGGCCGUAGCCCAGUACCAAAUUGAGGCUGAAACAGCCGCUGCUGAAGCUGAGCAGCUAAGGCAGCGCCUCCUAUCCGCUGAACAGACAGCUGCGAAUGUUGUCGCCCAGGUGGAAACCGAGGCUAAUCGAAGGUUGCAGGCUAAUCAAGCCGACGUGUCGGCUCGUGACAACGAGCUCUCUCGCCUCAAAGGUGAGAUGCAAGAGAUGAUGAGGAUUCAAGCCCUCAACAUGGAGAUGCUGCAAAAGGACAAUGCCGAGCUAAGAACACGCUUGGCGGAAGCCAAAGCUGACCCAUUGGGCAAUGAACCGGAACAGGUAACUUUCAAGGCAUCUAAGAAGCAGAGGUCUAUCAUCGCCAAGGACCCAAAGUCCUCCAAGAAGUCCGAGUAUGUUGUGCUCGGAAGUGGUCAUGAUGACGAAGACGAUAUGGAUUACCUCAAUCGUAUCCUCGAGGAGGAAGGUUCUGAUCUGGAAGACAUGCCUAAGGAUGAUCCGGGUGCAGCUCGCGCUUCUGACGGAGCCGCUGUCGCCCCAGAUGGGGAUUCCGAGGGCGAUGGGAAGAAGAGAAAACGGGGUAUAGAAUUUGGAAAGAUCACUUUCACCGGCCUUCAAGAGCUUGACGAUGGGCGUGUGCUGGAUGUGUACAAUAAGAUUAAGGUGAUUCCACCACCCGAUAAUCUCACUUCGCACCCCAUUCGUAAUGUUUGGCUCCUUGAGAAAGGUAAGUGGUUUGCGUACCAAUCAGAUGGAACUCAUUCUGCUUGUGACGUUGAUAUAAGGUAUAGCCCCGAUACAAAGGUGGUUAAGAUUAGAAAUUCUAGUGAGCUUGAUCCUCCUGAGACUAGGAAGGCAAUCAUCCAGUUAGCCAGGGAUUACCACAAGGCUGGCGCCUCUGUACUUCUUUGGUUCCAUCAACGGAAUCCGGGGGGUACAGACAAGGAUCAGGACGAGCUCAAUAGCAUCAUGUUCUCCAAGACUUGGGCUUCGUUUGUUGACAUCGCCGAUGCUCUUAAGAAGUACAAAGCGAGGUUCAUCAUUACGUGGCCCAGGGACAGCGUGUUCUGGGGAUGGCAGCUUGUCAAGAGGGUACUUGAUGGCUAUGGUUUUAGCAAAACUCACCUUAAGCCGAUGGUUGAAGCUGCUGACUUUAAGCCUGAAGUCAUUGCCCACUACACGCUAGCCUCCAACACGAAGCGUCUUGUUGAAUUCUUGAGACGAGGAUUGAAGGAUAGUGCCAAGAAAUCAGAGUCCCAACACUACUUCAAAGGCACCCUUACUGCGAUCCUUGGUCGUGUUUUUGAAGAUCAUGAAGUCCAAAAAUCAGAGAGAAAUCAGACUCACGUUGUAGCUGUUGCGCUCAAGAUUCAAGCAUCCCCAACGUCCUCUCUUUCGCUCCUUCCCAUUGCGAACAUGUCCUCUGCCCAGAGCACCCGUGACGCUCUUGCACAGGGAACCGCAGCCCGGGAGGGUGUGCAGACUGCUGAGGAGUUGCAGUAUGCAACGGCUGAUCGUGAGGAACGCAUUCAGGCGUAUCGUGCCGCACUCAAAAGUGCCGACCGCCUGGCUGACGCCAUGGCCGGAAUCACCCACCUUGCUCGGCAUGCUGACCUUGCUGAGGUGUUUGAUGAACCCGGGGCUGACGCCGACGGUGAUGAAAUGUUCCUUGGAAUCAUGACGGUGAAGGAAUGGCGCGACAUGCGUGUGCAUGCGCCGAAUGCGCCCUGGACUGCAUUGUACGAAGCCUGGUUCCGUCAUUAUGCUUGCCGCCAGGGCAACCCGUACAUGCAGGACCAACGCAACACCUCCCUGACGGGAUGGUCAGCCCUCAUCCUUCAGCACAUUAAGGAUUUGGGUAUCCUCGGAUGGGGUGUUAACUUCGAGAAUGCCAUCAAUAAGACGGCAAUGUAUGACAUUUGCCAUAGGGUCCACAUUCUGUCAGAGGGUAGCGGUACCUUCCCACUGUUCCCUGCGAGCUCAGCUCUCUUGGACGGGCUCUACAGCCCAGCCUUGGGCAGGAUUUCCGCGCCCCCCACGGCGGAAGCCGGUGGUUUCGACGGCACCGACAUUCUUGUGGCCGGGGACUCAUCCUUGGCAUUGUGCUGGAUGCAAGGAAAACGGUGUGUGAAGAAAACCACUAUCUUCCCGAUGAUGCAGGACAUAGUCCGCGCGAACCCAGAGUUCGGGGAACUGGACGAGAUUGAACAUUGGCCCGCAAAGCAGCGGCUGAUGGUCGAGAAGAGCGUCCGCCGUCUCAUCGAGCUGCGGAAGCACACUCGUGUCAGAGGCCUGACGGUUCUCUUGGGAGAUGACAACGGUCGUUUUUACAACCUGCCCAGCGAGUAUGAUGAAGAAAUGGGUAAGUAUGCCCGGCAGUUGCUGAGUGCAGGCAUCAGCGUCGUUGAUCCAUCAAGUCUCCUGAUGAGGACUACGCGUCCUGAUGGGUUCCACAUCGAGGUCACUGACCCGAAUGUGACUGCAUCCUUGCAGUGGUGGCAUGCUCUCAUCAGAGCCGUGUCCACCGACCGAAUCAUCACUCGCCGGAAGGCUGAGUUCGUCGCCAAUCAGAGAAGUAUUGUGUUCCGCAAUCACUUCGAGCUUGGGAAGGCCGAAAAGACGCUCACGGUGCCGCCUGCUAGCCAGCGCAUCCUUGAGCCAUUGGACCACGCACCCAUGCUUCCGGCGGAAGCCAGGGAAGAGGAUGAGCAGAUCGUUCUCGACCACCCUCUUCUGAUGAUGAUGCCUGAGCCGGUCGAUGAUGUCGAUCUCAAGCCGGAAGGCUCUGAAGAGGUGACCCAGGUUGAACACGUUCUAUUCAGCCGUGAUGUUGGGUCAGAGCUGCCCCUCGACCUUGUCGCCAUCGAUCCUGAGGCGCAAGAGGACUUUGCCUUUACGGUGGCACGUGAUGUCAUCAACACCACGAAUGUGCUUAUCCCUGACGGAGACGCCGUCGAGAAGGAGGCCGCUGACGGCAUCCCCACGGUGUGGGACGAACCCCCUGAGGUUCCGGCAUUGGAAGAUGACCGCAGACUCCCGAAAGGCACAGUCAGGUAUUCGCAGUCUCUUCGCAAAGUCGGGUCGACGCCCAAGUCGAAACCCGAUCCUGCCAAGCACAGGAGAAUCUCGGAGACAGUCGAUACCGGCGACGAAGAGGAUGAUCCCGUCGAGCGGUGGGCCUGCUCCGGCCUCCUGUUGCAGCGGCUGUAA
Symbiodinium sp. CCMP2592 is the source of this 3744-nucleotide messenger RNA. The record is from the annotation of a GenBank genome assembly. NCBI's taxonomy places the organism in Eukaryota, Dinophyceae, Suessiales, Symbiodiniaceae.